Molecule: messenger RNA, 1184 nt
Organism: Vitis vinifera (wine grape)
Lineage: Eukaryota; Viridiplantae; Streptophyta; Magnoliopsida; Vitales; Vitaceae
Product: protein PLANT CADMIUM RESISTANCE 10
Exons: 4
Coding region: 432-974 (180 amino acids)
Source: RefSeq, a predicted model, not a curated record
AUUAGAAACAUCUCUAAACCGUUCUAAUAUUUAUGAUUUUAAAUUGUUCGCUAGAUAUGUUUUUAUUAUAAUUUUUUAUUUUAUUAGAAAAAAACAAAAAAGAAGGAAAGGUUUUGUAUUUCAGCUGCCGACAGUAGUUUAAUAUUUGAAUUUAAUGCACACCUAUAUAUAAAAGAUUGAAGGGUGAGGCUUCCCAUUGCGAAGCUGGAGGAAGCAAACUGAAGGGUGACAAAUUUCUAGGGUUUCUGCAAUUCAUCCGUUCUUCCAAGAUUCUUCACUGACGGACAGGAUACUGCUGGAGUGUUCAAAAGAAAACUGGGGGAGGUGCAUACUAUUUAUUUGAUAAAGAAAGAUGAAAGGACAAGGCAGUUAUGUACCACCCCCUUAUAUUCCUUUGGGACAGUCAGAUUCAGAAGUAGAGAUUGUUCCUCAUGACAGUGACCUUCCUGAUCAUCGUCACACCAGUGAUAGCCCAUCUCAGUGGUCUUCUGGAAUCUGUGCUUGUUGCGAUGAUAUGCAGAGCUGUAUGCCACUUUCUGCCUUGUGACCUUGAUUUAUCAGAGGAAAAAUUUAUUAAAGGUUGUAUUGGUUUCUUUUGCCCUUGCUUUCUGUUUGCGAAGAAUGCAGAAUUUUUGGGGUCUGGAACUUUGGCGGGAUCAUGCAUGACUCAUUUGAUUUUUUGGGCUCUUGUCAAUACUGUCUGCUGCUUGUUGAGUGAUGGAACUCUUUUGGGGUUACCUGGAUGCUUUGUUGCAUGUUAUGCUUGCGGCUACCGGAGGGCACUGAGAUCAAAGUAUAACCUGCAGGAAGCCCCAUGUGGAGACUUUACUACUCAUUUCUUUUGCCAUUUGUGUGCCAUUUGCCAAGAGUACAGGGAGAUCCGAGAAAGGUCUGGCCCUGAAACCCCUGAUCUUAGACUGUCAGUAGUCACAGCCCCACCAGUCCAGACAAUGGAAACAGCUUCAAAGGAAUAACAUGCUUUUGCCGCUCCCCUUGGAGUUGGUCUGUAUCCUGCUAUUCCCCACCCCCCGUCAUCCCCAAGCUCUCGUUUGAGCAUGUUGUCCCUAAGACUAUUUCCUGUAUGUUGAGGUGUUUUAGGUUUGUAGUAGUGGAUUUCAGAUCUUCAAUACCUGUAUUUCUUACAUGAUAAAUUUUAUCGGAUAAAGUAAAACUUUAUGGUGGCA